Molecule: messenger RNA, 2986 nt
Organism: Abrus precatorius (Indian licorice)
Lineage: Eukaryota; Viridiplantae; Streptophyta; Magnoliopsida; Fabales; Fabaceae
Exons: 5
Coding region: 77-2986 (969 amino acids)
Source: RefSeq, a predicted model, not a curated record
GUUUUGUCUCCUCGCUGUUUUCGUUCAGCCUUUGCGAUAUUCUCGAUCUGCAUUCCUUCCUCUUUCAUGAAUCGUUAUGGAGAAAUCUCGCAACACCAACUUCAAUGUCGCCGCCUCCAACCAAUCUCAACCACCUCUUCCUCAAGGGAACAAGCAGGUUCAUAGACAGCGACAACAUCCGAAUCUGUCUCCUGGUUCUGGUUCUGGUUCAUGCGGUGGUGGGGUUGCUGACAAAGAUUCGUUUUCAUUCAAAUUCGGGUGGAGAUCUUCGAAACCGUUGUGUGGGACUCCAAUUAAGAAGUUAUUAGCUGACGAGAUGUCACCAAAAACUGAAUCCAAAAGAAGAUCCCCUGGGGUUAUUGCUAGAUUGAUGGGUCUUGAUGGGCUGCCAUUCCAGCAGCCUACUAAUAAGCAGCAGAAGGGUUUCUCAGAAAACCAUCUACAGAAGACAACACAAUUAGACAAAACACUCAGCAGAGGAGCGCCAUAUGAUGGCCGAUCGUCUAGGAGAAGCCCCAAAGAUCAGCAAGAAUUUAAGGAUGUAUUUGAGGUGUCGGAGAUUUCAAAGGUGGAGAGCAGUAGGUAUGCAUCACAGGCAUGCGCCGACUUGAAGACCACUGAGGCAGAAAUGUCAUUCAUUGAACAGAAGUUCAUGGAUGCGAAACGCCUUGCGACUUAUCAGGAUUUACAGUCUUCAAAGGAUUUCCGUGACACACUUGAGGUUUUGGACUCUAACAAGGAUCUUCUGCUAAAAUACUUCAAGCGGCCAGAUUCUUUGUUUAAAAAGCAUCUAAAUGAUCUGCAAGCUUCUCCUCUCCAAUCACAUAUUAGUCAUGUAGAAGCUAUGAAUAUUGAGAAGUGUGAACAUGACUUCAAUCAGAGGUCAGAUAGGGAGAAAACCCAGAUGAACUACAAUAGAUCUCACCAUAGGCAUCACAAUGGUUAUCCUUGUCGUUUUGAAAAAAGACAUGUGAUGCAUAGUUUACCAAAAUCGUCAAAGCUUCAGUUGAAGGGUAGAUAUGAACAAGAUGCAGUCCCCACAAAGAUCGUUGUACUAAAACCUAAUCUUGGAAAAGUGCAGAAUGGUACCAGUAUCGUAUCAUCUCCUUGUUCUUCACAUAAUUUUUUGUCAGGGCAUGUAAAUGACCCUGAAUUUUCAGAUGUUAGAUUUAGAGACACUGAACUGUAUAAAGCAACAAAUUUGCCUGAAAGUGCCAGGUGUUUGAGGCUGGAUUCUUUUGAAUCUAGAGAAAUUGCUAAGGAAAUCACUAGGCAAAUGCGAAAUAGUCUGAACAAUGGUUGUGUGAUGUUUUCCUCCUCUAGAUUUAGAGGAUAUACUGGGUAUGACAGUUCAUGUACUGUUUCUGGGGAUGAAUCUCCUGAGGAAUCAGAGAAAACAACUGCAACUUUGGGAAAUUCGUUUGACUUAAAUAACCAAGGCAGGCGACCAUCCCAUUCCAGUGAAUCUUCUGUCAGUAAAGAGGCAAAGAAGAGAUUAUCAGAGAGGUGGAAAAUGACGCACAAGUCUCAAGAGGUUGAAGGCAUCAGUAGGAGCAACACACUGGCUGAAAUGCUUGCCAUCCCUGAUAAGGAAAUGAAGACUGAAAAUAUUGACAGUAUGGCCAGUGGGCAUGGGUUCCAUGAUAAAUUUUCACCCAAUGGGGAACCCGCUGGAUUUGUUGAACCAUUGGGUAUCAGCAGCAGGGAUGGUUGGAAGGACGGAUGCAUUGGAAGUUUGUCAAGGUCAAAGUCUCUUCCUACUUCAUCUACUGCCUUUGGAAGUCCUCAAACAUACUCGCACACUGAAGCACUUUCUGAUUAUCGAUUUAUGGUGCCUAAGGAAGCCCAUAAACGUGAGAGGAAAAGAGCAACAAAGAAUUUUGAUCAUAGGCAUAGUGUGAAUACUAGAAGUACAAGAUCUUGUCACAAGAAGUCUAGGUCUUUGCAUUCAUCAAAGCUAGAAGAUAAUGAGUUCUCUUCGGGCUUGAAUACAAUUCAGAAUAAAGUGAAGAUCACUCUUGAAGAUUCACCCAAGCUAGAGGAUCUGGCUGGUGAACCUCAUGCUGAGACCCUAAGAGAUGCAAGUUCCGUUAUUGAUGACGUUGUAGAUGGGGCACAUGAAAAUUUAGUUGGAUCUUCUGAACCUUCUCAUAAGGACAUAGCAGCAGUGUCUUCUGGUGGAGGUUCUGUCCUCUAUGAACCUCCUGUACCUGGACAUGAAUCUUCGUGUAGUAAAGAUGCUGAUCAACCCAGUCCUGUCUCAGUCCUAGAACCUUCUUUUACAGAUGAUCUGUCGUCUUGUUCUGAAUGUUUUGAAAGUCUCAGUGCUGAUCUACAAGGGCUGCGAAUGCAACUCCAAUUGCUGAAGUUGGAAUCUGAAGAAUGUAUAGAUAGACCCGUGUUAAUAUCUUGUGACGAAGAUGGUGGGGAAGCAUCUGCUGGAAUGCUAGAAGACGAUCGAUUGCUUAAAACUGAAGAUAGCUGGGAGUCUUCAUACAUUAUUGAUGUCUUGUCUGAAUCUGGCAUUGAUGGAGCUCAGCCGGAUUCAAGUUGGCAUUCUCUAGAAUGCCCUGUGAGUCUUUCGGUGUUUCAUGAACUUGAGAAGAGGUACUGUGAUUGGACUAUUUGUUCAAGGUCUGAAAGGAGAUUGCUUUUUGAUCGAAUAAAUUCAGGAAUUGUCGAGAUCCAUGAGCAAUCGACCUGUGCACAACCAUGGGUGGGUCCAACAACCAUAAACAUUACUGGAUUUAAAUUGAUUAAAAAUGGGCUCCGAGAUUGUCUUUACAGGAUGCUAGGGAGCCAAUGUAAAGUAAAGGAUGACGCUUUGGGGAAGCUGCUGGUUAUGGGACCUCAGUGGUUGGACUUGAAAGAUGACAUCGAUGUAAUUGGCAGUGAAGUUGAGAGAUUGAUAUUAGAUGAUUUAGUGGCAGUGAUAGUCGGUACCGAGAAAUUUUGUACCCUAGAGCGUAUGUGUUCUUUAAUGUAA